Messenger RNA from Chrysemys picta bellii (western painted turtle), 3595 nucleotides. RefSeq names its product FAD dependent oxidoreductase domain containing 1 (gene FOXRED1). Gene Ontology annotation, cellular component: cytoplasm. Lineage: Eukaryota; Metazoa; Chordata; Testudines; Emydidae. Gene Ontology annotation, molecular function: oxidoreductase activity. The record is from RefSeq and is a predicted model, not a curated record. Gene Ontology annotation, biological process: mitochondrial respiratory chain complex I assembly.
AAGGCCGACAUGGAGGACGCGGGUUGGAGGCUUGCCCGGGGGUGGAGUACUGUGGUCGGAGGCCAUUGGUUAGCAGGGUGCCGGUAGUUGGGGGUGGGGCUUGUCCGCGGCUGUCUCCGGGCCGCGUGUGGGGCUGCCCUGUCUAGCCGACAUGAUCCGGGCUGGCCGCUUGUGCCGGGGCUUGGGGCUCCUCCGACCCCGCCCCUUGCCGGACCCCGCCGGGGGCUCCGCGCCGCCGUCCCGACAGCUCCGCACCGGCCACCCCCAGCGCCGGGACCUCUUCAGCGACCUGGAGAAGGAAGUAGUGAAGUUCCGGAAGAAGUUAAGACAGAGCCUCCCGGGCAGUGAUUGGGACCCCUUUGGUACCACAAAGGGUCUCCCUCCUGAGCGCGCAGAUGUGGUCAUCGUGGGGGGAGGGGUGAUGGGCUGGUCCGUCGCCUACUGGCUGAAGGCGCUAAAGCCCCAGAAAGAUGCACUCCGAGUGGUGGUGAUUGAGAAGGACCCUACGUACUCGCAAGCCUCCACGGUGCUCUCUGCGGGAGGGAUUCGGCAGCAGUUCUCCUUGCCAGAAAACAUCCAGAUGUCCCUCUACUCAGCGUUCUUCCUGCGCACCAUCAACGAGCAUUUGGGGGUUGUGAACGAGCCGCCCAUAGAUAUUCAGUUUAACCACUCGGGGUACCUCUUCCUGGCCUCGGAAGACGGAGCUGCGGACUUGGAGGAGAACGUGCGCAUUCAGAGGAAUGAAGGAGCUGAGGUCUCCCUUCUGUCACCAGCACAACUGAAGAAGAAGUAUCCCUGGAUAAAUACCGAUGGUGUAGCUGUGGCAUCCUAUGGCCUAGAAAAUGAGGGUUGGUUUGAUCCUUGGUCCCUCCUCAAUGCCUUCAGGAGAAAAGCAAUGUCCAUGGGCGUCAGUCAGUGCUUCGGAGAAGUGAUGUCCUUUACCAUCUCUUCCCGAGAAAUAAUGACGCCUGAGGGGGAGCUGACCUUCUCCCGCAUUAAUUAUGUCCGCGUCCAAAUGCCCAACAGUUUGGAGUACCAGCCAGUGGAGUGCUCCCUGGUGGUCAAUGCAGCUGGUCCCUGGUCACAGAAGCUGGCCGAGAUGGCCGGCAUUGGGAUCGGACCACCCAACACCCAAGAAGGGAUCAAGCUACCAGUGGAGCCCAGGAAAAGGUAUAUCUUUGUGUGGCACUGUCCCGAUGGGCCCGGCCUGGAGUGUCCCAUGCUGGUUGACACCACGGGGGCUUAUUUCCGCCGGGAAGGCAUUGGAGGCAACUACUUGGGAAGCCUCAGCCCAACAGAGGAGGAAGAGCCAGACAUCCAAGACCUGGAAGUCGAUCACAAUUUCUUCCAGGAGAAGGUCUGGCCCUAUCUGGCCCAUCGGGUGCCAGUGUUUGAGUCCCUGAAGGUGAAGAGUGCCUGGGCUGGCUACUACGACUACAACACAUUUGACCAGAACGCCGUGCUGGGCCCGCACCCGCUGGUGGAGAACAUGCUCUUCAUCACGGGGUUCAGCGGGCACGGGUUGCAGCAGUCACCAGCGGCGGGCAAGGCUGUGGCCGAGCUCAUUCUGGACAACAAGUUCAGCACCAUCCACCUGGAGAAGUUGUCUUUCAACAGGUUCAUCUCUGGGGAGCAGGUCCUCGAGAGGAACAUUGUCUGAGAGCUUGGAACUAACCACCCAGCAGGUGGGUCCCAGCUCCUCUCCUCCCCAGAUCCGUAACACUCUGUCCGCUCCCAUGAGCAUCUCGGAGCUCUGCAGCCUGACUGCCAGCUUGUUAGUUCAGGAUCCUGAUGGGGAAACUGAGGCACUGAGAGAAGUGACUAGCCAUGGGCCAUGCCGUCUGUUGGUGUCUGAGCUGGGAAUAGAAUCCAGGCCCCUGCUCUACUCACUAGGCAACACUGCCUGUUGGUUUUGACUCCUGAAUCCCUCUCUCCCCCCCCCCUCCCAGCUGUUGACCCAAUCACACCAUUAGCUGCCCCUGCUCGGUGAUGGAGGUUGCAGCACAGGGCUGGCAGCAGCCUGUACUCAGACACAUCUAUGUGCCCUUUCUACCUGCCUGGUGUCCCGGAUGUCUCUCAAGGUCUCUGGUGCUGGCUCAUCCGCCCCAGGAAUUGACAGCUUCUGUGUAUCCCACAAACCAUAUACAGAUCUCAGAUAAUUGCUGUGUCCAGCUACUGCUAAUAUGGGCCAGAUUCAGCCUACUGAUGUGAGGUGAAAGGUCCCAUAUCCCACUUCACCCCUCACAGCCAUUCGCUCCCUGGUCCCGUAGCAGAAACAGGCUAUCUCUCCAUCAGAGCCUGUGAUACAUCUGUCUGUCCCGUGUCUAACCUCUCCAAGCUCCAAAAGACACCAGCUCUUUUCUAGGCUGUGCUCAUCCUGGGAACAGGAAUUAACCGAUUGGUUCCACAGCCUAUUGUCUUCCAACUCCUGCAUGUAGGGUGAAGUCCUUAACAGCUGGGAGACUAAGAACAUCCGUGUUAGAGGCUGUUCAGAUGGACCCAUGGAUCUUAGAAUGCUUUAUCUUAAUCCCACCCUCCUGUUUCUUCAAGGCCUCAUUUUUCGGGUCAAAUACCAAUUUGGCUAAUCAUUCUGCCUGCCUCCAUAGCCCUUCCAGUGUCCCUUGUCUUCACUUCCCAUCCCAAACUGUUGUAUGCUGGUAUAUAGAUGUCACGUUCCACCCCAGAGGGGCUGCAUUUCAGCAUUAUUUAAAAUGGUCCCUGUGUGUAGAAUUUUAAUCCCUUCCCCCCCAAUGGGGUUGCAAAAUGCUUUAGUACCCUUUGGACUGAAGGCACUAUAGGCAUGGAAGUUCAUUGGCACUGCUGGUCUUGGAGGAGGUGGAAAACAAACAACCUGCCACAGCAUGUGUUUUUACAGCCAGUGUCUUGUUAUUGUCUGUAGCAAUCCUCCCCUGAAUGCCCUCAGGAGCAGGCCAUAGCAGUGCCUAGACACGCAGAGCAUUAAAUUCCCAAAAUGUUCUGAGAUCCUUGAUUGUAAGGUGCCAAGAGGAGCAAAAACUCAUGAAUCCCUCCAAGGAGCUGGAUGGCUAAUUGCAGAUUCUUCGUGUUGUACAUGGAGCACUGGCCAAGGCACAAGGAUAGUGCUGUUCCUCAGCCAGAGACUGAUUGGAUUACUCCUGGGGGAAUUCUGCACCACUGGGCAUGCACAGAAUUUGUGUCUCCCACAGAUUUCUUUGCUUCCCUGCAGAAAAAUGACUUUCUUUCAGGGAAGCCACAAGAGCAGUCAAUGACCCUCCCCAGCAGUAUGUUUUGGGUGCCCAGGGCAGCCGGCAGAGAGGUAAAUCACUAUGGGGCAGCGGGUGGGACUAGGAAAGACCCGGCUGGUGGCUCGUACCCUGCGCUGGGCUCAGCUGCUAGGCUGGGGAGGAUGGGACUUCCUCUUCCCCUGCACAGCAUUGGGCGCUGUGUCAGACCCUCCCCCAGCUGUAGGAAACUGCAAACUGUCCCCCCGCCCCCUGCACUUCCUUCACCUAUCGCUCCUCAGCUUCAGGGGGAGGAUUGCUGUACAGGGAGCUGCUCCCCCAUCCGCCCAACCCCGUGCAUCCAGACCCCUUCAUACCCAGACCCUCUGGCCGAG